Molecule: messenger RNA, 2334 nt
Organism: Plectropomus leopardus (leopard coralgrouper)
Lineage: Eukaryota; Metazoa; Chordata; Actinopteri; Perciformes; Serranidae
Source: RefSeq, a predicted model, not a curated record
UCAAAUGAGCUGUUUGCUGUUGUAGGGAAACAUUAGUCCUCUACCAACCAGCCAGCCGGGGGACGACACAUCUCAACUUUUUCCUUGUAUGUGGUGGGGCUUUCUACACUUUGAAGGCGCCCCACAGCGAGGAGUUUUAACAGAAAACUCUCUAAAUUAUUUUCUUUAUUUUUACUUUUUUUGGUUAUUUGUAAGUGUACAACAUCGCAAAGGGAGGUGGGAGACAUGCCUCAGCUCAGCAGCGGCGGCGGGGACGACCUGGGAGCGAAUGAUGAGAUGAUAGCGUUCAAAGACGAAGGGGAGCAAGAGGAGAAAAUUCAAGAAAACGCAUUCACGGAGAGAGACCUGGCCGACCUUAAGUCCUCCCUGGUGAACGAGUCGGAAAUAAAUCAAAGUCCGAGCGCAGCGGCGGUCAGACGGGGACAUCAGGGCGAGCAGAGAGGCUUCCCAGAAAAACACCGGGAGCAUCUCGACGGAGUGUCGAAGCAGCAAGAUGGAGGCAUGUACAAGUCGCCGACGUAUCCGGGGUAUCCGUUCCUAAUGCUGCCUGACCCCUACCUCCCCAACAGCUCCGUUUCUCCAUCCUCCAACAAAGUGUCGGUGGUGCAGCAGUCUCACGGGAUGCACCCCCUUACGUCCCUCCUGCCCUACAGCAACGAGCACUUCAGCCCAAGUCCUCCACACCUGCCCACAGACAUGAGCCAGAAAACAGGCAUUCACAGGCAUCAAUCCCAGGACCUCUCAGGGUACUACUCCCUCCCUCCAGGCGGUGUCGGCCAGAUCUCUCCCUCCAUGGGCUGGCAGAGCCAGCCAGUCUAUCCUGCCCUGUCCCCCUGUGGAUUCAGGCAGCCCUACUCCUCCAACCUCUCCAGCGCCUCCUCCUACUCCAGGUAUCGUAGCCUGCUGGACGGACUGAGCCAGACUGAGCCAAGAAAGUUCCCUCACUCUCUGAUGCUUGGCCCAUCAGGCAUGCAUCCUACAGGGAUCCCCCACCCAGCCAUAGUGCCCCCUUCAGGCAAACAGGAGCACGAUCAGUAUGACAGGGGCAUGUACGUGAAACCACACGUAGAGGCCAAGCGGGAGAAGGAGCCCAAGAAGCCGGUCAUCAAGAAACCCCUGAACGCCUUCAUGCUCUACAUGAAGGAGAUGAGGGCGAAGGUCAUCGCCGAGUGCACAUUAAAGGAGAGCGCCGCCAUCAACCAGAUUCUGGGACGAAGGUGGCAUGCACUGACCCGGGAGGAACAAGCCAAGUACUACGAGUUGGCCAGGAAAGAGAGACAACUCCACAUGCAGCUCUACCCGACCUGGUCUGCCAGAGACAACUACGAGGCGGGCCUUAGCGGGGUCGCAGGGGAAAAGAGUAAAGCUGAUUGGGGCAAAAAGAAGAGGAGAAAAAGGGAGAAGCUUCAGGACUCCAACACAGACCCGGGCUCUCCUAAGAAAUGCCGGGCUCGCUUCGGCCUCAACCAACAAACGGACUGGUGCGGUCCUUGCAGGAGGAAAAAGAAGUGCAUUCGCUACCUUCAAGGAGGAGGCUGCCCCAGCCCAACUUCUUCAGAUUUAAGUGCUAUAGACUCUCCCCCCUCCCCUUCCCCCCCCCCCCACCCCCGCCCGUACCCGCACCAGCUCCCCCCAUCCCCGGGCUGCUCCCCACCGCCCACCUCUCCAUCAACACACCUCCCCUUGUCUCCGCAGACACACACUCGCGCACACACACGCUUACCCCUGCAGCAGUCUGCCAGCAAGCGCGGUGACCUCCGUCCGCCUGCGACCAAACACACCCACACGCACCUGGAACUGACCGGCAAGCAGACACACAGCUCAACGACGGCACUGUCGGCCGCCAAGGCCGCAGGACUUUCUCUCAAAGUGCUAACGGAGUCUCAGUGAUCGCUCUGCUCUGCUCACAUCCCCGUUCACCUCAGCUUCCUCCAGAGCCAUGAAGAUCCCCUUCCUCCACUGCAUUCAUCCUCACAUUUAUCUCAAUCCCUGUGGGCCUUUUGUUUGGUUAAAAUAAGAGUGACUGAGGGUGACAGCCAGCAUUUGCCCCAGAGUUAGAUAGUAGCUUUGUCUCAGUUCAGAGGCUGGAUCCUCCACAGUCUGCGUUUCCAAACAGAGUCCAUCAUCAAAAUGUCAGCCUCCAUCACAUGCUCAAAUCCUUAAUCAAGCCUUCGGGCAAACCUUGGUAACCUGAAAGUCUGGAAAUAUUUGAUAGAUAUGUAGGUCAGGUGGUUACCAAUCACUGAUGAAUUGUUACCAGCCUGGACAUUUUAAUAAAAGAAGGCAAUGAGCAACAAAAGAAGAAAUGACCCAAAAAUUUGCAAGUAAUUGUAA